AUUACCAUGGAAAAAAUCCUGAAAACAGAAUUGAAAACUUCCGUUCUGAAGGCAUUUGGAAGCUCGGGAGGAGGAUACAUUAGCCAAAGCCAAGGUUAUGAAACAGACAGUGGACGAGUAUUUGUUAAAAUCAACCACAAACCUCAGGCUAGAAAAAUGUUUGAAGGGGAAAUGGCAAGUUUGGAAGCUAUUCAGAAAACCAAUAUUGUGAGAGUGCCUCAGCCCAUUAAAAUAAUUGACCUGCCUGGAGGAGGAGCAAUGUUUGUCAUGGAGUACUUAAAGAUGAAGCACCUCAACAAAUAUUCUUCAAAGCUUGGAGAACAGAUAGCAGAUCUUCAUCUUUAUAACCAGAAACUUGGAGAGAAAUUGAGAAAGGAGGGAAACACAAUUGGUAAAGGAGCAGGUCACUCUGAGUCUCAGUAUGUGGAUAAGUUUGGAUUCCAUACAGCCACUUGCUGUGGUUAUAUACCACAGGUGAAUGAAUGGCAGAGUGAUUGGCCUUCCUUCUUUAUUCGUCACCGACUCCAAGCUCAGUUGGAUUUGAUUGAAAAAGAUUAUGGAGACAGAGAAGCCAGAGAACUUUGGUCACAGCUAAAACUAAAGAUUCCUGAAAUGUUCUGUGAUGUAGAAAUUGUUCCUGCUCUCCUGCAUGGGGACCUGUGGGCAGGAAAUGUGGCUGAGGACGACUCUGGGCCAAUUAUCUUUGACCCUGCUUCCUUCUAUGGCCAUUCAGAAUUUGAACUGGCUAUUGCUGGAAUGUUUGGUGGGUUUAGCAGCUCUUUUUUCUCUGCCUAUCACAGUAAAAUACCCAAAGCUCCAGGAUUUGAGAAACGAAACAAAUUGUAUCAGCUCUUUAAUUACAUAAACCACUGGAACCAUUUUGGGACCGGGUACAGGGGAUCUACCCUAAAUGUAAUGAGAAAACUUCUGAAGUAACCAGAUAGGUUUGAGAAAUUCUGACAU
Molecule: messenger RNA, 963 nt
Organism: Gavia stellata (red-throated loon)
Lineage: Eukaryota; Metazoa; Chordata; Aves; Gaviiformes; Gaviidae
Product: fructosamine-3-kinase
Exons: 6
Coding region: 7-936 (309 amino acids)
Biological process (GO): fructosamine metabolic process
Source: RefSeq, a predicted model, not a curated record